Molecule: messenger RNA, 893 nt
Organism: Asparagus officinalis (garden asparagus)
Lineage: Eukaryota; Viridiplantae; Streptophyta; Magnoliopsida; Asparagales; Asparagaceae
Product: AP-2 complex subunit sigma
Exons: 6
Coding region: 151-579 (142 amino acids)
Biological process (GO): clathrin-dependent endocytosis; protein transport
Cellular component (GO): AP-2 adaptor complex; intracellular membrane-bounded organelle
Molecular function (GO): clathrin-cargo adaptor activity
Source: RefSeq, a predicted model, not a curated record
AGGUCCAAAUCUGCAAAGAAUUUUCCUUUCCUCAAGCUAGAAUUUUAUGCAGAAAACCCUAAUCCCAAAAUUCUUGAAUUUGUUCUCGUUCUGAUCCAAAUUCGACACUAAUUUGAUCCUCUGCUGACUCCCUCUCUCUUCCUCCUCAAAAUGAUUCGAUUUAUUUUGCUCCAAAAUAGGCAAGGAAAGACUCGGCUUGCUAAAUACUACGUCCCUCUCGAAGAAUCAGAGAAGCACAAGGUCGAAUACGAGGUUCAUCGGUUGGUGGUCAACAGGGAUCCUAAGUUCACCAAUUUUGUUGAGUUCCGAACACACAAGGUUAUCUACAGAAGAUAUGCUGGACUCUUCUUUUCCAUUUGUGUUGAUAUAACUGAUAAUGAGCUAGCAUACUUGGAAUGCAUCCAUUUAUUUGUGGAGAUAUUGGAUCACUUCUUCAGCAAUGUCUGUGAGCUAGACUUAGUAUUUAAUUUUCACAAGGUGUAUUUGAUACUUGAUGAAUUUAUUCUUGCCGGGGAGCUGCAAGAAACAAGCAAGAGGGCCAUCAUUGAGAGAAUGGGGGAGUUGGAAAAACAAGAAUGACAACUUGAUCCAAAAAUGUCGGCAAGCUGAUUUAUUGUAGUUCAGUUAUAUGUUACUGUUGCGUGUAAAUCCAGUUUUAAAAAGGUAUCAAGAGAAUUAUAAGAGAGAAAUUAUUGGUUGCCUUCAUUUGUUGUUUGAUUGGUGGAUUUGUAGAAUUUAUCACAUUUUCUGUGAAUUAAACAUCUUCUUUGAUCUUUUCCGUAAGAUCUGUAUCUUGCUGAGUAUCUCACUAUUGCGUAGAAGUUGUUUUAUCAAGGAUCAGAGCUGCAUAAUUUGCUGAACAAAUUGUAUUUGAUCUGAUUGCAGUUGUGGAA